Messenger RNA from Diplodia corticola, 2331 nucleotides. RefSeq names its product alcohol dehydrogenase. The record is from RefSeq and is a predicted model, not a curated record. Gene Ontology annotation, molecular function: oxidoreductase activity. Gene Ontology annotation, cellular component: cytoplasm. Lineage: Eukaryota; Fungi; Ascomycota; Dothideomycetes; Botryosphaeriales; Botryosphaeriaceae. The transcript has 5 exons. The coding region runs from base 1 to 2331 and encodes 776 amino acids.
AUGGCUCCCGCAACACCUCGCCUGAGGAUCUUGUCCGUCGGCGGCAAUGCCGUGUCGGCCUUCCUCUCCUGGCGCCUCCAAGCCACGAAUACCUGCGAUGUCACAUUGGUGUGGAAAUCAGGUUUCGAGCAUGUGGCACAGUAUGGCAUUUCGAUGAAGUCAAAAUUAUACGGCAAUGAGCGUUUCAAGCCGCGUGCAGUCGUACGUUCCCCCGAAGAGGCAGCAAGCCACUCGAAAGCACCCUUCGACUACGUCUUCCUUUGCGUCAAGGCCCUGCCCGAUGUGUACGACAUCGCCUCGGUCAUUGAGUCUGUCGUUUCGCCCCAGCACACAUGCAUCCUGAUCAACACAACACACUCGCUGGGCGUCGAGUCGUUCCUCGAGCAGCGCUUCCCGACAAAUGUUGUGCUUUCGCUUGUUUCGGGCGCGGAGCUGCAGCAGCUGGGUGCGAGCGAGUUCGAGCACACGGGAUCCACAGAAAUCUGGGUCGGCCCGGCGAGCGAAAAUCCGUCGAUACCACCUUCGAUCCAAUCCGACAUGGCGGAUGCGUUGGCUAUGACUCUGGGCUCUGGCCAGGUGGACUGCAAGGUUUCGCCGAACAUCCGGCAGCAGCAGUACGAGCGGAUGAUCGGAAACAUUGCGUUCCACCCGCCGAGCGUGCUUUUUGAGACUGCCAACCAUGCGGAACUUAUUGAGAAAGUUGGCGUCCGCUCGGUCAUCUCAGGGGUCAUUGACGAGCUCCUACAAAUCGCGGCCGCGCAGGGUUGUCAAUUCGGCUCCGACUUUAAGGACAAGACUAUCGAAGCGAUGACCCGUCCUCAGGAGGCGAACAGUACGAUGUACCAGGACUUUGCCGCAAAGCGGCCGAUGGAGGUGGAAACGUAUUUAGGUUCCCCGAUGAAGCUUGCACAGGAGGUCAACGUCCCGGUCCCUCGGAUUGAGACACUGUACGCCAUGCUUCACCACACCAACAUCAUCAACCAGCAGCGGCCUGCAGCCCCCGUCUCUCCGCAACAAACCGGUGGUCACCCACCAAGGAUGUCUUCUACUACAAUGUCCAGGGGGCCCCCUCCUAAUGGCAUGAACGGCAUGAACGGUCAUCCCAUGAAGGGCAGCCGUCCCGGAAGCCGAGCGCCUUCCAUGACCGGCGGCAUUCCUGCGCCAGGAAUGAGGAGGGGCCCGCCGCCUCCGAAUGGCUUCCCGCCGCGGGGACCUCCUCCCAUGGGCAACGGAUACGGCGGUCCUCCCGGGCCCCCGAUGCAGCGACGCCCAUCUUUGGAAGGCAACGACCUGGAGGAGUUCAGCCACUUGAUGCUUUAUGAUACCGUCCCCGAAGACGGUGACAUGCCCGUGAAUGGCAUGUCGAAUGGUGGCCCAUACCCUGGAGCUGACAUGUCCAAUGGGGAUCUUGCUUUGAGAGAAAGAGAACUCGCCCUGCGUCAGAAGGAGCUUGCUUUGAGGGAAAGAGAAUACCACAUGCGUGCGGGUCCCCCGGGACCAAGGCGGCCAAUGCCUCCGGCUUCGCACGCCGGGGAUUUCGACGAGGAUGAUGAUGGAGAUUUCUUCGAUCCUAUGGCGGCCCGCGCUCCCCCCGCCAUCGACCCUGACAACUUUGACAUGUUGAGCGUCACUUCGCGCCGCACCCGCAAGGCCCCCAGCGCUCAGCAGCUGCGCAAGAACCCGGAAAUGGGCGGUCCGCCGGGUCCGCCGGUCUCGAACGGCCGCGGUCCUUCUCGGUUUGGUCAACGCCCAGGUAUGAACAAGAGGACAAGCGCGAGGCUGAUGUCGGACGUCCCUGGCCUCCACGAUUCGAUCAUGAACAACGCUCUGAUCGGAUACUCGUCAGACCGCUACGGAAACGUCGACCGCGCAAACAUGGGACAGCAAUCUCGCACGAACUCUCUGACGGCUGCUCGUCUGGAUGAAAUGGCUGCACCUGGAUAUGGAGCUUACCCUCAGGGACGCAGGGCAAGCCAGUCACCUGGUAAUCCCCUGAGCCCUGGCCGUGGACGGCCGUCGCCUCCCGGUGGUUAUCCUCCCUACGCUAACGGACAACCCAACGGCAGGCCAUCCCCGCCAGGCAUGAGACAACCGGUCCCGCGGCACCCGCCCGGCCACGGCAAUGCAGUGGCACCGCAGCAGGUUGAACAACAUGUAGGGGUGAGCAACCCUCAGUCCAAGAGAGGCCCUCAAGUGCGCAGUCUGACUGGAAGUGCGAGCGCUAGCGCGGAGAGUGGUGACAGCGGCGCCAGCGCUCUUGUAGAUUCUGAACCUUCUGCGGCCAGCAGCCAGAGCAGCCUGGGCCCGCGGCCCCAGAUUGGCGUGCGCUGA